AUGCCUGGCGAUCGUGAGAGUUUGAUCACAUUUGCCUGUGAUAAUCUUCCCCCACUACAACCGGUUGAUUGGAAGGACCUGGGUCCAGUACUAGAUCCAAUCCCCGAGGACAUGGAAAGGUUGAUGCAGAAGGCUAAUGAAUGGCAUUCUCGCUUCCUGGAUGCUUUGGAAGGUAAAUCUCUUGAGCAAAACGUCCCACUUCAUCCCCCUGAUGGUGCUACUCAAACAGGUAACAGAAAUGAGCGCCAACAACCUGGGACGAUAGCAGGACAGCCUGCCCUCAUUACAUGGACAUGGGGAGGAGGGAGUGCAAAAGUCACAUGCCAUUCUAGAGUUGAAGCUGGGACGGUCCAAACAUUUAGCCAAGAAUGGAUUCCUGGGCCUCCUACUGUUCAAGUGAUUGCCCAAUACACAUCUCUGGAUGGGAGCUUUGUACUUCAUGCAAAUUUUCAAGCUGAUGCCCACCUCAUCACCAUCAAUACAGUUGAGGACCAGAUUCCAAGAAUAGUAUAUCAGAUAGAAAAGUCAGAACACUGUGUGGAAAGAGUUGUUUCUCUUGAUCCCCAAACGGCAAUAAGGACAACCCUUUACCCUGAUGGUACUUCCACCAUUGCACUCGAAUGGACGGGACAGACCGGAUCCGUAUCUGCAAGGCCUCCCACUUGUUCUAACUCCCUUACACUGCCUACUCUCAGGUUAGGCCAGAAUUAG
Molecule: messenger RNA, 711 nt
Organism: Tremella mesenterica DSM 1558
Lineage: Eukaryota; Fungi; Basidiomycota; Tremellomycetes; Tremellales; Tremellaceae
Exons: 1
Coding region: 1-711 (236 amino acids)
Source: RefSeq, a predicted model, not a curated record